Molecule: messenger RNA, 2352 nt
Organism: Astrephomene gubernaculifera
Lineage: Eukaryota; Viridiplantae; Chlorophyta; Chlorophyceae; Chlamydomonadales; Astrephomenaceae
Source: the annotation of a GenBank genome assembly
GGGGGCCACAACCGCAGAUGCCACGUCUUCGGUCGGCCCUGGAGCACAUUCGGAAGUUGCUGCAGACGCCGCUGCCGCAGCCGCCGGCGUCGCAGCAGGAGCAGGGGCAGCAGGCAACGGAGGAGAGGGAAAUAUUAAGGCAGCAGGAUGAGAAGAAAAACGCGGAAGAUGGGGGUUCGAAAGCGGGGGCGGCUGGGGCACCAGCGGUGGCGCCGGACGAGCAUCAUGAGUUGCGUCAGCGUACGGCAGGAGUGAUGCGGCUGCUGGAGGAUAUGGGCUGGGAGGUUUGAGGGGUGGAUGCAAGCAGGUGUUGGAGAAGUAGCAGUAAGCGUGCAUGGCUCGGUGCAUACGCAUGCAUGACAAGCCUCUAGCAAGGUGCAGCUAGCGAAGGAGUUGCGUUGGUGGGCUUUGUGCGCCUGCUGCGCGUGUCUUUUGACUGGGACUUAUGCGAACAUGCGGCGAACCUGAUCCGGACGAGCAAAGGGACCCAGCGAGCCCCCGAUUAGCGGUUUGGCAACGAAUACGGCAGUCUGAAGUACAGUACGAAACCAGUACUGUGACCGGUUCGGUAGCAGUCUUGAUUGGCAGUUACUUAUGACUUUUCUUUUACAAUGAGACGUUCUUUACUGUGCUACAGUAACAAAGGGGCUGAAAUGUUAGGCCCCAGGUUCUGUAAGCGAUAGUUCGGAACACCUCUUCUGCAGCGUUUUAUUAAGUGCGUCCAUUUCACAACUAGCAAAAGAGCCGCCCAAAAAUGAGGUUGCCUCCAUAUUAGGCCACAGACUCGGAGCAGUGCCAUGCUUGCAUUAUAGGAGCUGAUGUUUGCGGAAUACCUAGUGAUGCAAGCUUCUACAAGCCAAGCAUGCCGAGCAGCUUGUCUAAUUUGUAUCUGCUUGCUCCUUACUGCGACUGGAGCUUGGGCACUUGAGGAGGGGCAGGAACAGCUUAGUUCAGGCGGUGGUUUCAGAAGCAAGCCAGGCUUAUGUACGGAAGAGUGCUAUAAGCGAGCCACAUGCAAUGAGGAGCUUGGCGGCAGAUGCGACUGCCCCAAGCACCUGGCGGGUGAGGACUGCACCCGCAAGGCCGCACCCAGCCACCUCGCCGCCUUUGCGCAGACGGCGCAGCGGGAGGCGCGCGACCCCAUGCCCUGCCUCAACAACUGCACGCGCCGGGGGACGUGUGCGCUGGGCGCCUGCGUGUGCGCCAGGGGCCAUUUCGGCUCCGACUGCUCCCUCUCUCUCGGCCCCGACGGCGCCACACCCGUGCUGCUAGCGGAGCAGGCGCUGCUGGCAGGACAGGAGGGUGAAGCUGCCAGCAGCAGCACGCCGUAUAAGCCCCGGGAGAAGCGGCCGCGGAUCUAUGUGUACGACGUACCCCACAAAUACUCCUCAUGGUACAACCCGAUGAAGAUUGACCGCGGGCUUCAUUGGGCGUUUUGGGAGCGGCUGCUGGGCAGUGGGGUGAUGGUGGCGAAUGGGGAGGAGGCGGACUGGUACUGGAUCCCCGCCAAGCUGCGCUCCACCUCGGACGGCUACCGGCUGCUGGAGACCAUAGAGUACGUACGACAGCACUGGCCCUGGUACGACAGGCUGCAGGGCCACCGCCACUUCGUGUUCCACACGGGGGACACGGGGCGCGGGGAGGUCACGGGUCUUGUCCGCGACGCCACCGCCAACCUCACCUGGUUGCACCACUGGGGCCUCACGCGGGAGUACAAGCCGUCCGGGUGGAAGGCGGCGCACAGGCCGGGAAAGGAUGUCGUGGUUCCCAUCUACUUCGGCUCGCGGCAGGGCCACAGUGUGGCGGCGCUGUCGGGGCUGCACCCGCGGGCGCCCCGACUGCCGCGCACGCAGACACUGCUGUUCGCGGGCCGCAUCUGCGGCGACCACUCCGAGCCCAGCCCCACACGUCCCUGGCCGCACUGCGCGACCAACCGCAGCUCGGGGUACUCGCAGGGGGCGAGACAGCUGGUCCACUACCACCACCACAACCGCACGGGUUACAAGAUCGUGACCCACAACUCCGACUACGCACCCGACCUGCUCAACUACAAGUGGUGUUUGGCGCCCUCGGGGGGCGGUCAUGGACACCGGCAGGUGCUUGUAUCCCUGAUGGGCUGCCUGCCGCUCAUUGUCAGCGACGACGUGAUGCAGCCCUUCGAGCCGGAGAUGGACUGGGCCGCCUUCAGCCUGCGGGUGGCGCAGGCGGACGUGCCGUCGCUGCACCUGACGCUGCAGGCGGAGAGCGGCGAGCAGGCGCUGCGGCGGCGGCAGGACGCACUGCGCUGCGCCGCGCAGCACAUGGUGUUCAGCAGCUCCAGUGGGGCGUUCAUGCAGGAGGACGGAAGGUGGG